Silurus meridionalis is the source of this 1117-nucleotide messenger RNA. RefSeq lists its product as uncharacterized. The transcript is spliced from 6 exons. The record is from RefSeq and is a predicted model, not a curated record. Gene Ontology annotation, cellular component: cell-cell junction. Gene Ontology annotation, molecular function: ionotropic glutamate receptor binding. Gene Ontology annotation, biological process: homophilic cell-cell adhesion. Lineage: Eukaryota; Metazoa; Chordata; Actinopteri; Siluriformes; Siluridae. Bases 90 to 986 code for a protein of 298 amino acids.
GCAGCGGGUGAGCAGUAAAGGCUUGAAUAGAUUAUUCACAUGCACAUAACCACAUCCACACACCUAAACACAAACACAUCAUCCUCACGAUGCACGGCUGGAGUCAGCGGCUCUUCAUCAUCACCUGCUUGGUGUUUGAAUUUCUGCAGUAUGACGCAGUGCGUGUCACAGUGCGGGAGUCCAGUGUGGAGGUGGUGCGGGGCGACUUCAUCACUUUACCCUGCUCCUUCUUCACCAUGAUGCCCCUGAUCCGCCUCAGCAUCAUCUGGACCCUGACUCCUUUUUCGGACCAAGACCAUCCCACACAGGUGAUUGUGUAUGAUCAGGGGCAGGUGAUCGAAAGCCCCUCCUUCACUGGCAGGGUGGCGUUUGCGAACAUGCCCUGGAACGCUGAUAUCAUCCUGAAUGAAACACGUGUUUCUGAUGCUGGUAUCUACCGCUGCCUAGUGAGCAAUCCACCAGACACUGGAGACCCUGGAAUUGGAGAACUCAGCCUCAGAGUUCUGGUGCCCCCAUCUCUGCCUGUCUGUAUGUGGGAGGGCAACACUGACGUAGGUGGAACCGUCACACUGACAUGUCUUAUACUGGAAGGCGUCCCCACUCCACAAAUGACCUGGGAGAAGCUGGAACCAGAUCACAUCACCUUGCCCAUCAGCAUGGGGGGGGAGCUAAUGGGCUUGGUGCAAAUCUCAAACAUAUCUGGCCAGGACUCAGGUGUGUAUCGCUGCUCUGUGACCAACACUCUGGGGACACAAAACUGCUACGUGAAUCUCUCUGUGUACAUCCCUAAACAGGCAACUGCCCCAGGCCUCCUGCAGGGGGCGCUGAUCACACUUUCCAUGGGCUUGGUGCUGCUGACCCUGGUGGCAUUGGUGCUGUGGCUCCACCGCUCGGCUCAGGAGAGCAAAUGGACGGAUGGCUGUGUGGAGGAGUGUUACAACGAGAUCACAUGCACUCCCUCUGUAGUCAAGCGCUCGUUUGUUUGAGCUCUUCGAAAUUGGGAUUGCGUUUGGGUUCUAUGAUGUCCAGAAUUGUUUUGAGAUAUAUGAUCUCGUUUUGAGAUACAUAAUGUCUGGUGCAAUGAUUGGUCUAUUAUUAAAAUACAGAGUAAAUGGUG